Molecule: messenger RNA, 1755 nt
Organism: Plasmodium gonderi
Lineage: Eukaryota; Apicomplexa; Aconoidasida; Haemosporida; Plasmodiidae
Product: WD domain, G-beta repeat domain containing protein
Exons: 1
Coding region: 1-1755 (584 amino acids)
Biological process (GO): ribosomal large subunit assembly
Cellular component (GO): nucleolus
Molecular function (GO): protein binding
Source: RefSeq, a predicted model, not a curated record
AUGGAUUUCCGAAACUGUCUAUCAAGUGAAGACUAUAUAUUUGAAAUAAAAAACAAUGAACAACUUUUUUACAGUAGUAGGAUGUCUGCCAAUAUAAAACCAAUCUGGAGUUUUAAAGGACAUAACAAUUCGAUUGAAGGAAUACAUCUAGUUGAUGAAAAUGAAUUUGUAACAAUUUCACACGAUUGUUUUGUUUCUGUGUGGGCAUUAGAUAAUAAUAAAAAAAACAUAAAAAAUUUUAAGCUGGAGAAUCCAAUAUUAUGUUCUAGUUAUUAUAAUAAAAGUAAAUAUUUAUGUGUUGGCAUGACAAAUAAAAAUGACAACUUAUGUAUAAUUGAUAUAGGGAAUAAAAAGGUUAAUGAUAAAGUAGAUAGUCAAUGUAAUUCUAUUUUUUGUGUAAAUUAUUUUGAUGAAGAUAGAAUAACGUAUGGUAGUAAAGAAGGUUGCAUAUGUUUAACUGAUUUGAAUAGGAAAAAAAAUAUAUAUAGAUAUGAAGAACAUGGAGAUUGUUUAAAUUCCUGUGCAUGGAAUAGUGAUUAUAAGAUACAUAUUUUUAGCACGUAUAAAGGGAAUGUACUUUUUUUUGAUUUUAGACAAAAUUUACCUAUAUAUCAAAAUGAAUAUUUACACUCAAAAUAUUCUGUAAAUGUUGUAUACUCAGAUAGUAAUUAUUUGUAUUCAGGUGCAUCUGAUUGCUUAAUAAAAAAAUUCGAUUUGAGAUAUAUUGAUUUGAUGAAGCCUUUGGAAAUAUACGUUGGACACACCUCUCCGAUUAGAUUUUUAUCUUUUUCUAGAAAGUAUGAUAACCUCUUUUGUUCUUCAUCAGAUAAUGGUAGUAUAAAACUUUGGAAGACAGAAAAAAAUGUAGCCUCUGUGAAUAGAUUAGGUAAAUCUUUUGCUUAUCCUUCAACUUGUGUUUCUACAAUUAAUACAGGGUGUACUUUUCUUCCCCCUCUCCAAGGGGAUUUAACAAACAAAACAGUCACUGGACGACAACAAAACAAAAAAAUUAUCAAAAAUUUUUUACAAUUAAACAAAAUAACGGUGCGAAGAAAUAAUCGAUCCGGUUCCAACAUGUCUGAACGUAAUCGUGGAAAACCAUCUGACCCGUUGAGAAAUGAAAAUAACAAUAAAAAUAAAGAGAAAAUGGGAAAACAAGAACGAAUUAGUGCACUUGAUACAUAUAGAAAAAGAACAGUAACUCCAAAUUUACAAACUAGCCUUGAUAAAAGAGUUCCAGUUGUUUCUAGGGACGAAUUAUUCAACAUGAUAAAAAGGAAGGGUGCAAAUAAAAAUAAGGAAAUUUUACAUAACCUCACAAGUAAGGUAUAUUCAAAAAAAAAUACAUCCGCUGAAUUUCUUCAGGUUCAAACGAAAGGUACGAGAACAAGUAGCAAGUUUAAACUAUCACUAACAUCACAUCAGGGUCCAACAACAUCUAUAAAUAAUUUGAGCAGCAGUAGGAACCUGAAAGUUCAAGGUAAAAUUAGUGAAAACAUGUUAAAUGAUUCUAUAGAUAGAGAAAGCAGCAAUAUUCCCUUGAAUCCAGAACAAUUGGUUGUACCCUUAUUUUAUAAUGCAAAUGACUUAGUUAAAAGUCAUAUAAAAAAAAUUAAAAUAGCACAUCCCACUGUGACAAUGUUAAAUCAUAGAAGUAGGGUUUCUUCCAUGGUUUGGAUGGAUGAUUUUGUUUUAUCUACAUCAUGGGAUCAAACCGUGAAAUGUUGGAACAUUCGAAAUUAUCUGAAUGAGUAA